Suillus plorans is the source of this 2472-nucleotide messenger RNA. RefSeq lists its product as uncharacterized. The transcript is spliced from 10 exons. NCBI's taxonomy places the organism in Eukaryota, Fungi, Basidiomycota, Agaricomycetes, Boletales, Suillaceae. The coding region runs from base 1 to 2472 and encodes 823 amino acids. The record is from RefSeq and is a predicted model, not a curated record.
AUGUGCGAAAUAAUGAACUACACACCUAGUGGGGCUAGCAAGACAGGAUGGGACACGGAUAGGACAAGUGCGCGGGAAAAACAUCGGGUCCGAUGCGGCCUAAACGUCGGGAUCCAAGCUGAAUUAGAAAACGGCGAUGAUGGGAUGUGGGGACCAUUUCAGGAUGAAGAUGAGUGGGAGCUUGGAAAGUGGCUGAUACAGAAUGUGGGGCAGACUCAGACCGACAAGUUUCUAAAACUGCCGAUUAUCAAGGACCGGACCGGACCCUCAUAUACAUCCAACAAAUCGUUCUUGAAGAAGAUUGAUCGGCUUCCCACGAAAGGCCCUGACUGGCAUUGUGACCUCAUCAAGGUCGCGGGAGAUGUGCUUGACAGGGAUGGGGAAAUGUUGACAACGGACUUGGAGCUAUGGCGCCGUGAUCCAGUGGAAUGCAUUCGCAAACUCAUCGGAAAUCCUGCCUUCAAGGAUGCGAUGGCCUUUGCACCCGAACGAGCCUACAAAGAUCGUCAGGGCAAGGUUCGUAUAUACGAUGAGAUGUGGACUUGUGAUUGGUGGUGGGACAUGCAGGGCAAACUACCGCCAGGUACCACGAUAGCCCCUGUCAUUCUUGCAUCUGACAAGACAAGUCUGUCUCAGUUUCAUGGAGACAAAUCAGCAUGGCCCGUCUAUCUCACCAUUGGCAACAUUGAGAAGUCGACUCGUCGAAAACCGCGGAUGCAUGCCGCUAUCUUAGUCAGUUACUUGCCUGUUGCCAAGCUGGACUGCUUUAGCAAAGGCACUCGGUCAGUUGCAGGUUACCAACUGUUUCAUGAGUGCAUGCGCCGUCUGUUGGAACCCUUGAUUGCUGCUGGACAUGUGGGAGUUGACAUGGUCUUGCAUCCUAUCCUAGCGGCUUAUGUUGCAGAUCACCCUGAGCAGUGCCUUGUGGCAUGCACAAAAGAGAGUUUUUGCCCCAAGUGCCGUGUUCAUCGUGACGAUCGAGGUAAACCUCUUGACUCCCUUCUCUGUGACCCAGAUCGGACGAUGACUAUGCUAGAGCACAAGUGUUCUGGCCGGAGAGUAGCAGCUUAUACUCGAGAAGGCCUACAUCUUCCUCACGCCAACAUCUUUGCUAGUGUGACACCAGACAUUUUACAUCAACUCCAUAAAGGAGUCUUCCAUGACCAUCUUCUCAAGUGGUGUACUGAGAUUGUGGGGGAAGAGCAGAUUGACGAACGAUAUCGCACAAUGACCAACUACCCUGGCCUUCGCUAUUUCUCCAAAGGGAUUUCACUCGUGUCUCAGUGGACAGGAACAGAGCACCGUGAAAUGCAACAAGUCUUUCUUGGUGUCCUUGCAGGCGCAGUACAACCUUCGGUAUUUCGUGCAUUUCAUUCUCACACCUCUCAGACUCUAGAUGCGCUCCAAAAUGCACUGGACGAGUUCCAUGCACAUAAACACAUUUUCAAGGAUCUCGGAGUGCGCGACGAUUUCAAUAUUCCGAAGCUCCAUUCAAUUUCUGCAGAUGGGUUCAACACUGAGUUCCUGGAACGUUUGCAUAUCGAUUUUGCCAAAAAUGCAUACCGUGCGACCAACAAGCGAGACUAUGUAGUGCAGAUGACUAAAUGGUUGAUGAGGCAGGAGAUGGUUGACCAGUUCUCCACUUACCUUGACUGGCAUUUGGAGAGAUUCAAGGAGCCGCAAACUGGUGGAGACGAGGAAGACGAAGAUAACGAGAAUGAUGCCCCGAAUGAUGAAGCUACGAGUAUUCAGCCUGCGAAUGAUGACUCGCAACCCAAUGACCAGGCCAUCAGUGCACAGUCGCCAAUACACAUCCUAUCGGCUCGUCCUUCAUUCAAGGCAUUGACUAUUGCUGCAAUCACGCACACAUUCGGUGCUCUGAAUUUCUUGCCAGUGCUGUCACAAUAUCUUCACAUUGCUGCUCCAAAUGGACCUAUUUGGCUUUCCAUCCCAUAUAUGAAGCUGCCCGCGAUUCACAUGUCAAAAGGUCUCGAUCACAUUCGCGCAUCUCCCCCCACUGCACAAGCAGGUCGUUCAUCUGUGACUGUCGGAAAAUUUGACACUGUGCUUGUACGUGUUGGGGGAGACAAUGCGCACACUCAAGGGACUGCAUUGGAAGGUCUUCAAAUCGCGCAGCUUCAAUUGAUUUUUGAGAUCCCACGUCACCUGAGAGUGGUUGGACAACCACAUCAACUAGCCUAUGUUGAAUGGUUCCAACCUUUUCGUGCACAAGACGAAUUAUUUCACAUGCAUGCUGUUUCUCGUUCUUAUGCUGGUCAUGUGCCCCACUCGAGUGUAAUCCCUGUGUCCGAUAUUGUUCACAGCUGUCACCUCAUUCUGAAAUUUGGUACUCAAGUGGACAAGAGUUGGGCUGCUGCGCAUGUGUUGGACAGUUGUAAGACAUUCUACCUUAAUUCAUGGAUAGAUAUGUACACUUUUUACAAAUUUCGCAACACAUCAAUGUUAAACUAA